Fukomys damarensis (Damara mole-rat) is the source of this 2957-nucleotide messenger RNA. It is a transcript of the gene Slc25a22, whose product is annotated as solute carrier family 25 member 22. Gene Ontology annotation, molecular function: L-glutamate transmembrane transporter activity; L-aspartate transmembrane transporter activity. Gene Ontology annotation, biological process: L-glutamate transmembrane transport; malate-aspartate shuttle; aspartate transmembrane transport. The transcript is spliced from 11 exons. NCBI's taxonomy places the organism in Eukaryota, Metazoa, Chordata, Mammalia, Rodentia, Bathyergidae. The coding region runs from base 1798 to 2769 and encodes 323 amino acids. The record is from RefSeq and is a predicted model, not a curated record.
GGAGCCAGCCGGGAGGAGAGGAGGGAGGCCCGGCUGAGGGGCGCACACGUGUCCCCACGGGCUCGGCCGGGAUCCCUGUCGGGGACUCAAGGCCGGCCGGGUCCCAGCAGCAGUGGGCAGGGCCGAUGCCUGACGAGAGGAACACGCGGCCUCGGCGCCUCUCCUUUGUCCCCAUCGGGUUGCCUUCUGGGCCAGGCCAGCCGGAGGGAGGGACGCGAGGCCGGGAAGGGAGCAGAGCCCGGCCCUGCCCACUCCUCCAGCCUCACGGCGUGGUCCUGCGGGCAGCCUUUGUGCGCUCCUGCGCUAUCUGUGCCUGCGUCCUCGGUUUACCUGGGGAGAUGGCUGGGGCUGUGUACUGACUUAGUCCUGGGAACUCAGGGGCCUGCCUUGCUGGACUGCCCACUUCUAUGGUGAUCUGGAGGGCCCUUGACAGCGCGCAAACGGGUGGAACACGAAGUGAGAGGGGAAGAGGGUUCAGGGUGCCCCUUUGCGAGUUGUGCCACGCCGAGCUCCUCCUUGUGCCUCCCCAUGUUCUGGCCUGGUCUGCAGGUGGGGCUGACUCAGCCCACGGGAUCUCCAGGCCAGUCUUGCUCUCUCCACUGCCCACAUCAGAGGAUCUAACUUCAGGACUCCCUCCCCCAGCAUCCUGGUGUCCCCCACCCUAGACCUGAGGCUGAGCCUGGGAACAGGUUGGGGUCUCGAAGUUUCCACAAGCCAGGGAGAGCUGGCUGCGGUCAACGUACACCCUGGGGGUGGAUUGGAGGGGAUACAGGGAGAGAUUAGGUGGAAGUUCAGAGGUCAGGGCCGGGAAAGGCAAGUGUUCCUGUGCCCAGGUGGCAGGGCAAAGGGCACCUUCACUGCUCUCUGAACCUCUCCUGCCAGGUAAGCAGGAUAUCCUGGCACCCCUUCUCUGCCCUUUCCAGCAGAUGGGCUUCUCAUGCCCUGUAAGAGGAUCGCUGAGGUACAUGCAAGCCUAGAGCCAGGUGGGCACCUAGCAUCUCCCCAGGUGCUCCCACAUGCAAAGCGCUGGCACCCAGAGCCUCUGUCCUGGAAUGCCAGGGCCCUAGGCAGAUUUGGGCUCAGUCCACAGGCUGCAGCCAGAAACCACUGGGCUGCCAAGGGCCCGGGGUCUAUGGGUAGGCAGGUUGAUAUUCUGGGCCAGCCAGAUCAGGCUCCAAUUUCCCCCAUCCAAGCUCCCAAAUUGGACCCUGGUUUGAAGAAGCUGCCUCAGGGCUCUCUCUCUUCCCCUUCCCAGAGGCUGCAGAGAUCCCUAGCUAGCAAAGUGAAAGAGAAAGUCGCUCCGCCCCACCCCGCCCCUCAGCCAAUCCCAGGGGCCCCUAGCCGUCUUCUGGUUGCUUAUCUCCUCGUUGAGGUUGAGUAGAGCCGGCUUGCGGGAGCAGUGAAGGAGCCUGGAGGCACUGUGCACUCAGGGUGAGCGGGACCCGAGGGUGGCAGGCCAGUGUCCCCCGGAAGACCCUCGAGGCUGGCUCCUGGCCCCCAGCCCUGCUGCUGGUGGGAGAGGCCCUUCUACCCUCAUCCCUAGAAAGGAUGGGGAGACAGCCUCAGGAUUGAGGCGUAGCCGUACCCCCUGCUGACCCCUCUGGCCACGGGAGUGGUGGCUGGUGCCUUGCAAUCACCCUGAGGGUGGAGGACCACCUGCCUCUCGCCUUGGUCCCACCAGCCCUCACUGCCACCUCCAUCUCUGCUGCUGCCUUGACUCCCCUCCCCCUCCCUGUCAUCAGCACCUCUACCGCCUGGUGGCCACCUCUGCUGCUCCUGCCUUCCUGCUACAGUUAAAUGGCUGAUAAACAGAUCAGCCUGCCAGCCAAGCUCAUCAAUGGUGGCAUUGCUGGACUAAUCGGGGUCACCUGUGUGUUCCCCAUCGACCUGGCCAAGACGAGGCUGCAGAACCAGCAGAAUGGCCAGCGCAUGUACUCGAGCAUGUCCGACUGCCUAAUCAAGACCAUCCGCUCAGAGGGCUACUUCGGCAUGUAUCGGGGCGCUGCUGUGAACCUGACCUUGGUCACCCCCGAGAAAGCCAUCAAGCUGGCAGCUAAUGACUUCUUCCGGCAUCAGCUUUCGAAGGACGGGCAGAAGCUGACGCUGCCUAAAGAGAUGCUGGCAGGCUGCGGGGCUGGCACCUGCCAGGUGAUCGUCACCACCCCCAUGGAGAUGCUGAAGAUCCAGCUGCAGGAUGCAGGCCGCAUUGCUGCCCAGAAGAAGAUUCUGGCUGCCCAGGCCCAGCUCUCAGCCCAGGUGGGUGCCGCGACCCCGGUGGAGGCUCCCGCUGCACCCCGGCCCACGGCCACUCAGCUGACUCGAGACCUGCUGCGGAGCCGCGGCAUUGCUGGCCUCUACAAGGGCCUGGGGGCCACCCUGCUCAGGGACGUCCCCUUCUCCGUGGUGUACUUCCCCCUGUUCGCCAACCUGGACCAGCUGGGCCGCCCGGCGUCUCAGGAGAAGGCGCCCUUCUACGUGUCCUUCCUGGCCGGCUGUGUGGCUGGAAGUACAGCUGCUGUCGCUGUCAACCCCUGUGAUGUGGUGAAGACGCGGCUCCAGUCUCUGCAGCGUGGAGUCCAUGAAGACACUUACUCUGGCUUUCUGGACUGUGCCAGGAAGAUCUGGCAGCACGAGGGCCCCUCUGCCUUCCUGAAGGGUGCCUACUGCCGUGCACUGGUCAUCGCUCCACUGUUUGGCAUCGCGCAGGUGGUCUACUUCCUGGGCAUUGCUGAGUCCCUCCUGGGACUACUGCAGGACCCCCAGGCCUGAGCUCACCGUGAGGGUGGAACAGGGCAGCCAGCCCAGGACUGAGAGAAGGAAAGCCUUUCUCCAGCUGUGCCCCGUGAGUGGGCAGGCUAGGGGCAGGGGGCAGGGUCCACAGGGGUAGUACAUACAUAGGCCCCCAUGGGGCCCUGCGGGCACAAUAAUUGGGAUCAAUGUUUUAUUUAUGUAAAAAA